This is a messenger RNA of Castor canadensis (American beaver), 1975 nucleotides long. It is a transcript of the gene Pyroxd2, whose product is annotated as pyridine nucleotide-disulphide oxidoreductase domain 2. The record is from RefSeq and is a predicted model, not a curated record. Lineage: Eukaryota; Metazoa; Chordata; Mammalia; Rodentia; Castoridae. Gene Ontology annotation, molecular function: oxidoreductase activity.
UGUAAGCAAAUUCCUGGGGGCAGCAAUGGCUGCCCGCGGCCUAGGGCUCAGCAGAGCCUUGGGCUCCUCUUCCAGCCCUGCUUGGAAACGGGCUUCCUCAGAAGCUGGGGCACGCCUGAAGAAUGAGUACGAUGCUGUGGUGAUAGGAGCAGGACACAAUGGGCUGGUGGCUGCGGCCUACCUGCAGAGACUGGGGGUGAAUACAGUGGUCUUUGAGAAACGCCACGUGAUCGGGGGUGCAGCUGUCACUGAGGAGAUCAUCCCAGGGUUUAAGUUCUCCCGUGCAUCCUACCUCCUCAGCCUGCUGAGGCCGCAGAUUUACACGGACCUGGAGCUGAAGAAACAUGGGCUGAGGCUUCAUCUCCGGAACCCCUACUCCUUCACCCCCAUGCUGGAAGAGGGCACAGGUGGCAAGGUGCCCAGGUCACUUCUGCUAGGCACAGACAUGGCAGAAAACCAGGAGCAAAUUGCCCAGUUCUCACAGAAGGAUGCCCAGGCCUUCCCCAGGUAUGAGGUGUUCAUGAAACGCUUGGUGUUAGCCAUCGACCCCCUGCUGGAUGCAGCCCCAGUGGAUAUGGCAGCCUUCCAACGUGGCUCCCUACUGCAAAGACUCAAGCUGCUGUCCACCCUCAAGCCCCUGCUGAAGGCAGGUCACACCCUCGGAGCCCAGCUUCCCCAGUACUACCAGGUCCUCACAGCCCCGAUUACCAAAGUGCUGGACCACUGGUUUGAGUCUGAGCCUCUAAAAGCCACUCUAGCAACAGAUGCUGUGAUUGGAGCUAUGACAAGUCCCUUCACUCCAGGGAGUGGGUACGUGCUGCUGCAUCAUGUGAUGGGGGGGCUGGAGGGGACUCAGGGUGCCUGGGGCUAUGUCCAGGGUGGCAUGGGUGCCCUGUCGGAUGCCAUCGCAAGCUCAGCCACUGCCCACGGAGCAAGUAUCUUCACUGAAAAGCCAGUGGCUAAGGUGCAGGUGAGCAGAGAAGGCCAUGUUCAAGGAGUCGUGCUAGAAGAUAGCCUGGAGGUCAGGAGCAGAGUGGUGCUGUCCAGUGCAUCUCCACAGGUCACCUUCCUGAAGCUGGUACCACAGGAAUGGCUUCCAGAGGCCUUCGUGAAGAGAAUCUCCCUGCUGGACACCCAGUCUCCUGUUACCAAGAUCAAUGUGGCUGUGGACAGGCUCCCCAACUUCCUGGCAGCCCCCAAUGCUCCCAGGGGCCAGCCACUGCCUCAUCACCAGUGCUCCAUCCACCUGAACUGCGAAGACACCUUCCUCCUCCAUCAGGCCUUUGAAGACUCCGUGGGUGGCCUGCCGUCCCACAGGCCUAUGAUUGAGCUCUGCAUCCCUUCCUCACUGGACCCCACCCUGGCUCCCCCUGGCUGCCAUGUGGUCUCCCUCUUCACUCAGUACACCCCCUACACGCUGGCAGGAGGCAAGGCCUGGGAUGAGCAGGAGAGAAAUGCCUAUGCAGACAAAGUGUUUGACUGCAUCGAAGCCUAUGCCCCCGGCUUCAAGGGCUCUGUAGUGGGCAGAGAUAUCCUCACACCACCUGACCUGGAGAGAAUCUUUGGGCUUCCUGGAGGGAACAUAUUCCACUGUGCCAUGUCUCUGGACCAGCUCUAUUUUGCCCGCCCAGUGCCACUGCACUCCAGCUACCGCUGCCCUCUCCCAGGCCUGUACCUCUGUGGAAGUGGGGCCCAUCCUGGAGGAGGUGUCAUGGGUGCUGCUGGACGUAAUGCAGCCCACGUGGUCUUUAGGGACCUCAAGAGCCUGUGAAGCUGGACCAACUCUGACUGAGGAAAGAGAUCUCACCCCUGAGCUUCUAAGUCCCCCACAGGGUCAGCAGCCCAGGACGUUCUGCUGUGCUCCAAAGGAUGCUGCUUGAGGCAACCAUGUUCCAAGGCUCAAGCUAUUAUUUGAAGCAGGGUUCGAGUUACGUUUAGCACAAGUUAACCUGUGUCACAGGCCUCCAUGAAGGAC